This is a messenger RNA of Micropterus salmoides (largemouth bass), 4440 nucleotides long. RefSeq names its product GTPase IMAP family member 9-like. NCBI's taxonomy places the organism in Eukaryota, Metazoa, Chordata, Actinopteri, Centrarchiformes, Centrarchidae. The record is from RefSeq and is a predicted model, not a curated record. Gene Ontology annotation, molecular function: GTP binding. The transcript is spliced from 6 exons. The coding region runs from base 125 to 1168 and encodes 347 amino acids.
UUUGCUGGGUGUGUUUUGGGCCACUUUAAAAAGGCAGCAGACACUCUGAACUGUGUUUUCAUUUCAGCUGCAGCUGCUUUAACUCUUUAACUCAAACAAGACCAGCAACUAUUACAACUCAAGCAUGACCAGCAACUCAGGAUACACCAUAACAAAUGAGGAGGAGGUGAGGAUAGUGAUGGUGGGGAAGACUGGAACUGGGAAGAGUGCCACUGGAAACAACAUCCUGGGACGAGAGUGCUUUGUGUCAAAGUUCAGCGCAAAGUCUAUGACUGUAGACUGUGGUAAGGGCACAGCUGUGGUGGGUGGGCAACAGGUUGCUGUCAUUGACACCCCGGGUCUGUUUGACACCAGGUUUGACAUGGAAAAAACAACUAAAGAUGUGGGCCAGUGCAUCUCUUUUGCUGCUCCUGGACCCCAUGUGUUCCUGGUGGUCAUCAGACUGGGCAGAUUCACUGGAGAGGAAAUGAAGACAGUGGAGAAGAUUCAAGAAAUCUUUGGCCAGGCUGCAGACAGAUACAGCAUGGUUCUCUUUACCCACGGUGACCUUAUUGAAGACACAACUAUCGAGGACUUCUUGAAUGAAAGCUCAGAGCUUCAACAACUCGUGGCCAGAUGUAACGGCCAGUACCACCUCUUCAACAACAGGAAGAAGGAGGAUCGCUCUCAGGUCACUGAGCUCCUCCAGAAGAUCAGAGAUGUAGUCCAGAAGAACGGAGGACACCACUACACCAACGAGAUGUUCCAAGAGGCCGAGAGGGCAAUCAAAGAGGAGGAACAACGCAUCCUGAAAGAAAAGGAAGAGCAAAUACGGGAAGAAAGAGAGAAACUUGAAAGGGAAAUUAAUGAAAAAUAUGAAAAACUAAUGAAGAAAAUUACUGAGAAACUCCAGGCUGAGAGAGAGAGGGAGAGGAGAGAGAGAGAGGAGGAGAGGGAGAGGGAGAAGGAGGAGAUGAGUGAGGAAAGAAAGAGGUUGUGGGAAGAGAUAAGGGAACAAAGAAAGAGAGAGCGGGAGGAGAUAGAAAUGGAGAGGAAAAAAUUAAUGGAACAGCAUCAGAGAGAACUGAGAGAGGAAAUAAACAAGUUGCAGGAUGGAUAUGCCAAGACAAUCAGGGGUCUAGCUGAGGAGAUUAAAAGGUUAAAAGAUAGAGAGUGUGCGAUUCUUUAAAGCUGUUGUAAAAACAGAGGAAACCUCCAGAAGCUCCGAGACACAGAAAGCAAAAAAAAGAAAUCAUCCACAGAAAUAUAAUCACAAUUAACUAUAUAACUAUAAAAUGUUUGCAUUUAAACAUUUUAAGAUCAUAUCACUUAUCUCAAGCUAUUUCACAUUAAAUUACAUAUCGUUUGAAUUGUUUAUUGUAUUUUAAAUCACAGCACUUUGUUUUCUGCAGACUAAUAGAUAUCCAUAAAUAGAAAUAGAUCUGCACUCUGAUUGCUUUUGUCUUUUGCUAAGAGGUGGAGCCACCUAGUGACUUCAUAUAUACACUGUAAAAAUUCGUUCAGUGCUAUUGUCCUUAUAACUUAAUUUUAAAAACUAUAUUUAUUCCAAUAAAUUAACUUAUUUUUCUUUCUUUGUUUUUUGAGUUUUCAAAAAGUAAAAAAGUGUGAAUAUUUUCGUAACUUAAUAUUUUCUAUAAUAAAAUUAAUUUAAUUGGACUUCACCAUAAAUUGAUUUUACAAAACUCAUUUUAAAAGUUUAUAUCAGACGUAUCCUUAUGGACGUAUCAGACGUAAAAAGACACGACCCGCCCACUACCUGCAGCAACAGAAGAACAAGCCCGGGCAAAUCCUUCAUUCUCGUCUGUUCCAGAAGUUUAUUCGAACGGGGUUUUCUACGGAGCCGGAUAAUACUUCACGUACCUCAUAUGGGAUGGCCCUGUAAAUUGUGCAACACUGUGGUACCAGGAAAGUGACAUUUUAAAGCAUUAUAGACUGCAUCAUGGGACUUUUGGACACAGCCAUGCCUUGCCUUGUAUUCAUAUAGAUUGCCCAUGUUCUUUUAAAUCCUGGAGUUCCUUCCGCUCUCACCUCUCAAGAUACCACCCAGAAGCUAAAUCCUUCAUCUCACCACAAGUAAACGAGGAGUUCCGAAGAUGUACUGCAGUUUCCCUGGAAGCGACGUUUAUGUCACAGCUGGACAAAUACACCCCAAAGCUCCUAGAACUCUUUAGUGCCAAGGGAGGAGCAACUGGUCAACGCAUCAAAAAGUUGUUGAUGGAUCUGAUACAGGACCCAAGUGCCACUACAGUGAAGAAGAGAGAUGUCACUCUGAGAUGCCUCUUUGAGUAUAUGGGAGAGAGUGGACAGGAGCUUAUCUCGGAUUACUGUGGGGCCGCAGAGACCAUUGUUCAUGAGGACCUGAAAAUUAAGAACAUGAGCAUCUAUGUCUGCCGUGAGCCAGAUGCAGUAGGAAUCAUCAUUGAGGGAAUACCAGUCCUUACCAAUCUUGGAAACCUGGCCAAAGCAUGCUGCUUCCUGCUUGGGUUGACAUAUGCACUCAAUCUUGAGUAUCCAUCCAAGCUUUCCAAAACAUUUGAGGUGUUUCAAAGACUUUUCGUGGGACUUGACACACUGCGCCCAAAACCAAGCCCCAAGUUCUUGACCCUGAAAAACAAACUCCUUGCCUAGGCACUCAGACAUGACUGUCACUGCACUUGUGAACAGCUGUUUUCUUUGUCUGUUCAACAUCAUUAUACAUUGGACAUAAUGGGUGUUAUGUCCAAUGUUAUAUUGGACAUAAUUGGACAUUCAGGGUGUUGUAAUGGUUUAUCCUUGUCAUGUUUUAUACUGUACACAGGUCAUACUUCCUGGUGUGAAAAAGUAAUUAUAUUUUAUACACACAAAAUAGACCUGCUGUGAAGCUGCACUUUAAAAACUGGUCAGUAGGUGAGAUCAGUGAGAUGUUUGACUAAAGAUGUUUCAAAAUAUUCACACACGCUGUGAAGGUAUUAUGCCAAGUUGAGGUCAGAUGGUCAUGCUUGUGACCUGUAAUGUUAGUGUUAUAAUGUUUCAAUAUUAUGUUCACACUGUACUGUUAAAAGGAUAGUUCACUUCAAAAUGAAAAUUCUGUCAUCAUUUACUCACCCUCAAGUUGUUUUAAACCUGUAUGAAUUUCUUUCCUCUACAGGACACAAGGAAGAUGUCUGAAGAAUGUCAGUAACCGAACAGUUAACUGGACCCAUUGACUUCCAUAUUAGAAAAAAAUAAAAAGACUAUGGAAGAACAUUCUUCAAAAUAUCUUCCUUGUGUUCAGCAGAAGAAAGAAAUUCAUACAGGUUUAAAACAACUUGAGGGUGAGUAAAUGAUGACAGAAUUUUCAUUUUGAAGUGAACUAUCGUUUUAAGGUGUUUUACUAACCUACUAUUUACAAGCUGAGGUCAUAUUUUGUUUAAUACAUGAAUACAGAAGUUCUUGAUUGUUUAUACUGUCCAGCUCAUUCCCACUAUUUGGAUAUGGCAUGUGAAUUGUUAAAAAAAUAGCAAGUGCCAGUUAACUUGAUAUUAAAAUGUUUUAAUAUUAUGUAUGUACACAUAGUAAAAUAUACUGUGAAGGUGUUCUUCUAACCUGCACUUUAUAAGUUGAGGUCAUGCUUUUUUUAAUGCAUGAAUAGAUGUUAUUGAUUGUUAACACUAUCCAGCUCAUUUUGAAUUUGGUUUGUAAAUUGUUACUUAAUUUUAAUUUUAAAUUUUUAAAUUUUGUAACAUUAUGUACACAGAACUGUACUGUGAAGGUGUUCCACUAACCUGCACUUUAUUUGCUGAGGGCAUGUUUUCUUGAAUGCCUGAAUACCAAUGUUUAUACUGUCCAGCUCAUUGCUACUGUUUUGGAUAUGGCAAUGAUUUAAUAAAUGUUGGAAAUUGACAUAGUAGCAACUAUUUAUUUGAAGCUAUUUACACUUUCAAAACAAAGAGGGUAAAUUGAUCAAAAUUAAUAAAUCAGAACAUUAUCUACUUAUUUUUUUCAUUUAAGUUACCUAUUUUAAUUAAGUUUAAUGUGUAUAAAAUGAUGAUAUUUUCUACAUUGAUAGUACUCAAUUUAUUGGCUUUUUCUGAAAAUGCUACUUAAUAUUUUUGCAUACAUUGAAAUUCACAUUAUUAAGUUGUCUUUACUCAAAAUAUCAGUUAGUUCACUAAACUUGAAAAAAAUAGUUGGAAAAUGUUGUCUUAAUUUUAUUGAGUUAGAUCCAAGUAACAGUUUUAACAGUGUACACACACUGUAUAUAUGAUUUUCAUUUCCUCUCUCUGGUUCUGGUCAUGUGUCAUUAAAUGUAUUGUAACAGUUUGUAAAUCUUUACAUUGUUUGAUUUUGUUUUCCUGUUGGUAGCAGUUUGUUAUUCAUUCAUACAUUUUAUGGUUAAUGUGGAUUUAAUGCCGCUCAAGAACAAAAAUGUGUUCAUGUGCUAAACUGAACUAGAAAUAAAGAUGUGAUGUGAAGACCAAA